AUGGCUGAAUCUGAAAUGAUCAUGAUCAUGAUGAUCACAUUGAUAUUGAUGGUGAUGAUCAACUUUGUAGCAGAAGCAGCAGAUACAAAUGAUGUUUAUGAUCCGUGCUCAGAUAGCAAAGUCCAGAAAUUGGAUGGUUUCACCUUUGGCCUUGCGUUCUCCACGAAAGAGUCCUUCUUUUUCAAUCAAACCCAACUUUCACCUUGUGAUAAGCGUCUCUCGCUUUCUGAUAGUAAUUCCCAACUUGCAGUAUUCAGGCCUAAAGUUGAUGAAAUCUCUCUUUUGUCUAUUGAUGGAAACACAUUUGAUCCGGCUACGUCUGGAGGUUAUAUGGUAGCAUUUGCUGGAAGAAACUACGCAGCAAGAUCACAACCAAUAUUGGUUGCUGACAGCACACACAGUAUAACCAGUUUCACUUUGGUACUUGAAUUCCAGAGUGGUACUCUUCAGAACCUGUAUUGGAAGAAAUUUGGGUGUGACAAGUGCUCUGGGGGUCCUUUUGUCUGCCUAAAUGAGCAAGACUGUGCAGUGCCAAACUCCAAGUGCAAGAGCAAUGGUGGGACUUUUGACUGCAAUUUAAGCAUACAACUGACUUUCUCAGGCACAGACAAGAAUCUUGAUGCACUUAACUCAUGGUACGAGGUGAAGAAUCUACGACAGUAUUCACUCUUUGGACUAUUCUCCAAUGUUCGUAAUUCUAUCAUGGGCAACUAUCACAAUCUUUUCUAA
Molecule: messenger RNA, 729 nt
Organism: Morus notabilis
Lineage: Eukaryota; Viridiplantae; Streptophyta; Magnoliopsida; Rosales; Moraceae
Exons: 3
Coding region: 1-729 (242 amino acids)
Biological process (GO): tRNA wobble uridine modification; protein histidyl modification to diphthamide
Cellular component (GO): cytosol; nucleus
Molecular function (GO): metal ion binding
Source: RefSeq, a predicted model, not a curated record